Messenger RNA from Colletotrichum destructivum, 1518 nucleotides. Its product is annotated as Putative cytochrome P450. Lineage: Eukaryota; Fungi; Ascomycota; Sordariomycetes; Glomerellales; Glomerellaceae. The transcript is spliced from 5 exons. Bases 1 to 1518 code for a protein of 505 amino acids. The record is from RefSeq and is a predicted model, not a curated record. Gene Ontology annotation, molecular function: monooxygenase activity; heme binding; oxidoreductase activity, acting on paired donors, with incorporation or reduction of molecular oxygen.
AUGGCGGCUCAGACCACCGGCUUCACUGCUCAGUUUUGGAGCUUCAAAAUGAUCUCCAUGGCUUGUAUUGGGGUCCCGGCUUUGGGACUUGCCUACCUUUUCGGAAUUGUCGUCUACAACAUAUACUUCCAUCCCUUGCGCAGAUACCCCGGCCCCAAGCUCUGGGCAGCCACGAGGAUCCCUUACACCCGCAUCAGCCUCUCCGGACAGGUGCACCGCAGAAUCCUGGCGUUGCACCGUGAGUACGGCCCCGUCGUGCGCAUCGCCCCCGAUGAGCUCGCGUACAACCACCCAGACGCCUGGAGGGAUAUCCACGGCCACCUCAAGAACGGCACGGGCGACCACGGCAGAGACCCCGUCUUCACGGUGGACAGCAGACACAGCAUCAUCGGCGCCGCCCGCGAGGACCACUCCCGCUUCCGCCGGGCCCUGUCGCACGGCUUCUCGGCGCAGUCGAUGGCCAACCAGGAGCCCAUCAUCAAGGGCUACGUUGACUUGCUGCUCCGGAAGCUCCACGAAAAGUCUGCUGGGGGGACCCGGAGCCUCGACAUGGUCUCGUGGUACAACUGGACGACCUUCGACAUCAUCGGCGACUUGGCCUUCGGGGAGCCCUUCAACUGCCUGGACGAUUCGGACUAUCAUCCGUGGGUCAAGCUCAUCUUCGACAACGUGAAGGCGGGUGCUUUCAGACUGAACGCGAGGCGAUAUCCAUUGGUUGAGAAGCUGCUGAUGAAUUUCGUGCCGGCCAAUCUCAAGAGAAAGCGCGCGCAGCAUGUGGCGCUCACGCAUGAAAAGGUGACGAAACGACUCUCGGCCGAGUCUACACGGCCGGACUUUAUGGAUUCGAUGCUGAGAAAGAGCGACGCUCGGGAACUCACUUUCGACGAGCUCAAGUCCAACGCUUCGACCCUGAUCAUCGCCGGGUCCGAGACGACCGCCACGGCCCUGUCGGGCAUCACGUAUUUCCUUUUGUCGGACGCCGGCGUUUAUCGGAAGCUCAACGACGAGAUUCGCGGCACGUUCGCGACCGAAGGCGAAAUCGACAUGGUCAGCGUGCAGAAGCUGGGCUACCUGCAGGCCGUGAUCAACGAGGGCUUGCGGAUGUACCCUCCGGUCCCAACCGGGAUCGUGCGCCGCGUGACCGAGGACGGGGGCGUGUUCCUGGGGCAGUACGUGCCGAGCGGCGCUUGGCACUGGCCUACGUACCAUGACCCGGAGAACUUUACUCUUCCUGACUCGUUCAUCCCCGAGCGCUGGCUCAACGACCCUCGCUUUGCAGGCGACAGGAGAGACGGGUUCCAGCCCUUCACCGUUGGGCCGAUGAAUUGCAUUGGGAGAAACCUGGCCUACGCGGAGAUGCGUCUUAUCCUCGCGAGACUCAUCUGGAACUUUGACAUGACACUCACCGAAGACAGCAAGGGUUGGUAUGAGAGAAACCAGGUAUACCUGUUGUGGGAGAAGGGACCGGUCAAUGUUGUCCUCGUCCCCAGAGACUUGGGCUCGGGGCAAGUGGCAUGA